Molecule: messenger RNA, 2783 nt
Organism: Amoebophrya sp. A25
Lineage: Eukaryota; Dinophyceae; Syndiniales; Amoebophryaceae
Source: the annotation of a GenBank genome assembly
AUGAAGGCUUUGCGGGUCUUUGAAGACGAGGAGCUACUGCGAGAGGCCGAAACGGCACUUGACAAAUUAAGGCAGCUGUAGAUUUAGAUAAGAAUUAUGCGAAUCUCUCGUUUUUUUACACGACUUCUACUUCUUGUCGAACAUGAACAGCUUUUAGACGUCUAUCAAAUAUAUGUUCCAGGGUGCAGGGUAGCGGCCUCCCCCCUGAGCGCGGGGGGGCGUGGAUCCCCGGACCCCUUUUGAAGGCGUCUGCCAGGGGUGGAAGGCUUCCAAAGGGGUCCAAGGGGCCUCCUCCGCUCCCUUCCAGCGGCCUGCAUGUACCCGAGAGACUUCCUAUAUGCUGGCCCCUCGCCGCAGCAGCAGGCUGCCGGGUGUGGAAGGCCUCCGAAGGCGGCAAAAGGCUGGAUCCCCUGAGCCGUGUGGCCUGUACCCUCCGGGCCUUUGGUCAUCGGCCUGCUGGCUCUUGCCGCGCAUUAAUUUGAUGAGGGGAGCCCAGCAACAGGGGCCCGGCAUCGAGACCGUGGCCGCCUUCGGCGGCCUUCUACACCGGAGACCUCCGCCUACGAGGGUCGGCAAAGGCCCGGACGUCUGUCGGGAACAUGCCGAGAGGCGUGAGGGGGCGCCCGCUCCCAGUUUUGACGCCGUCCACCCCGAGAACCCGGGAAAGCAGCGCGGAAAGGAGCGCACAAGCGCUACCACAGAUCCACCCACAGGGGCGAGCGGGCGUUUCUGUAUCAUAUACCAUUCUGUGUAGUUUGUUAAAAACUGCUUAAAUUUCAUCCUUAUGCCUGCGGUAGGUGUUGUAGCCAGCACGAUUAAUGAAAAGAAAUAGUUUAGAAGUAGUAGAAAAUGGAAAUAAUGAAUGAUUAUGAAGGGCCUGUGCAGGUCCAGGUCUAACACCACAACGAGUUCUCACGGUAAAUCUGCAAUACGCUGAAGAUCAAGAGUACGCUUCGAAGAAAAGGAAAGGGAACGGGCAGAGUGGUGCCUCGUUUAGAAGUACAUCUUCGUCGAGUAACGAGGACUCCGACUCUUCAUCAUCAUCAAGCAGUUCUUCGAGUGACGAGGAAGAAGAGCCGGUAAUCGAGCCAGAAGAAGCUGAGCGUAUCAAAAGGAUCGUAGAUGGUCCACGACGGCAACAAGAACUACAGGUAACACGAAACAGCUCCUCAAGUACAACGAGAACUACAUCUUCGACGAGAGUAUCUUCAGCGUUUGCUGCUCCUGACACCGAUGGGGACCCAACUGACAACGGGUUUCAAGAAGCAGCACCAUCUCCCGAGGAUAUGUCACCGGUUCGAGUACUACCAAAACCGCCACCUGGCACAACACGUCCCUCCAAGCCUAUCAUUGGGUUCGCUACUAGAAACUCUAACUCGGCUAAAGAUAAAAAGCUAUUUGAUGGUGCUGGAGGAGGGGCCGCUCAACCGAAAAAGUUGUAAUCCAGGUUGUCAAUGAUCUCAAUGCUUCUCAGGAUCUAUCUUUUUGAUUGAUGAACAUUAUAUAUACAUAGAAGAAGAUCACGUUGUUAUUUUUUCGCGGUGUCCGUCGAUUGUGUUGGCAGGAGCAUUUUUAUAUGUGCCGACUCUUGACUCUUUAGUUAGGACGAGGCUUCACAUCGACAUGGCCCCUUUUCAAGCCGCUGACCCUUCUUCAUGAUCGCACCCCUGGAUUGGCUUCCUUGGGUUAACGUACUACUACUAAUAAUACCACUACCGACGAUCGCCCUAAGUAAACGAAGCCAGUACUUCGCGCUACUGGUUGUGUCAACCACCCUGAUGUUUGUCGCUUCCUAGAAUUUCCCACUCAACAGCCUCGAAGGGCAAGGAGAAUAGGCGAGCCGAGGUCAGUGGAAAAGCAUCGCCACAGCCGCUAUCGCUAAUAUUGCUAUGAAUUCCAACACUAUAGGUCUAAUUCUAUGAUGAUCAUCAUCAUUGUUGCCCAUGCCCAUGUUAACCUUAACCAUAUCUUGCUUCCGGGUCCUUGCUGCAAACUAGUCACGUUUAGGUACAUUCAAUCUUGCACUUGGUAGUAGUUGCAUGAUCUUCAGCAUAAACAUAAUCCAUACUACGUCUAAUACGGUGAUGAAGGCGCCGACCUACACCUACUCCAUGAUAUUGAAAAACUCCAACAUCUCCAUAGUUGUACAUCAACACAUCGAUCAUCGAUUUCGAUAUCUUCAAAUUGCAUAGAUUGGCCGUGGCCACAUGCACAUGCAUUCAGUGAAAGAAAGCAAACAAAUCGAACUAUUCAUCAAUCAUUAGAAUCUUCGAGAAAUUUAUUUCGUAUCUUCUUGAUCUUCUUCCCUUGUACAAUUUAUUUUUCCCUCACAAAUAUUAAUUUCAAUUUCUCACAUAGUACUCAUGAUCGACCCAUAGACGUAGACCACCUUAAUUAGCCUUUCAUCUACUUAUCCCCAUACAUUUACAUAGUGUAUCACUAUUCUUGUUCACAUUCACAUCAUGUACGUGUUGUACCGACACGCAAAACGGAAAGUCGUGAUGUCCCAACUUCAAAGAAUUCCGUGCGCACAAGAUUGCAAACCCUCUCCAUUAGUUGUCACCUUUCGGUCAUAGUAGACCGACAGAGACGCCUCUAUCGGCUCUUCUGUCCUGGUUCGAACUUGACUUGCAUUACCACUUCUGUGCUUCAGAAAUAAUAUACCACUUCUCUGUAUUCCUAUUCCUAUACAUAGUACCACAACCACGUUCAAGCAAAACAAGCAAAACGAAAUCUCAUUGUUCAUGCCUUUUGCCUCAGUUUUUCUUACACGGGACUUCUGG